AUGAGUGCCUUGUUGAUCUUUUUUAUUUUUCUCCUUCCAGCUUUUAUUCUUCUUACUAGGAGAAGAUCAUCCAAAAGGCUCCCUCCAGGUCCACUUGGAAUACCCAUUAUAGGCCAAAGCCUUGGCCUUCUUGGAGCCAUGAAAACAAACACUGCAGAAAAAUGGCUUGAAGAAAGGAUAAGAAAGUAUGGUCCCAUAUCAAAGUUAAGCCUCUUUGGCAAACCAACAGUGUUCAUUUGUGGUCAGGCUGCAAACAAGUUCGUCUUCACCAGCGACAACAGCACAAUAUCUAAUCAACAAACUAAGUCUACACGCAUGAUUUUAGGUGACCGGUGUUUGCUAGAACUAAGUGGCGAAGAUCACAAACGAGUUAGAGAUGCCCUUGUCUCGUUCUUGAAACCAGAAUCUUUGAAGAUGUAUGUUGGCAAGAUCGACGAAGAAGUCAAGAAGCACCUUGAGUUGCACUGGCAUGGGAAAGAACAAGUCACGGUGUUGCCCCUGAUGAAGACACUAACAUUCGACAUAAUAGGUUCUCUUUUAUUUGGAGUUGAGCGUGGAGCUCGCAGAGAUCAGUUUGUUAGUAACUUUAAAGAAAUGACCGAAGGAGUAUGGGCAGUCCCAGUUAAUUUGCCUUUCACACGCUACAACCGCAGCCUGAGAGCAAGUCGAAGGAUCCAAAACAUGGUGAAAGAUCUUAUGCGUGAGAAGGCGAUGAAACUCGAGCAAAAGAUUGCUUCUCCUCAUGAUGAUCUUAUCACUUGCUUGCUCAGCAUCCGCGAUCAGGACAAUGUACAAGUAGUUACUGACAAGGAAAUUGUCGACAAUGUCAUGCUUGUCAUGGUUGCCGGACAUGACACUUCAUCUGUUUUAAUCACAUUCAUUAUGCGACUUUUACUUAAUGAUCCUGCAGUUUUUGAAGCUGUACUUGAAGAACAAGAAGAGGUAGCGAAUAGCAAGUCUGCGGGAGAGUUACUAACAUGGGAAGAUCUUGCCAAGAUGAAGUACACAUGGAGAGUAGCAAUGGAAACUCUAAGGACAGUUCCUCCGAUCUUUGGUGGCUUCAGGAAGGCUUUGAGAGAUAUCGAAUAUGGCGGUUACCUUAUCCCUAAAGGGUGGCAAAUAUUCUGGGCAACAAACAUGACUCAUAUGGAUGAUAGCAUAUUCCCAGAACCAUCAAAGUUUGACCCUAACAGAUUCGAGAACCAAGCCUCGAUUCCUCCCUACUGCUUCAUUCCAUUUGGAGGGGGACCUCGCAUAUGUCCAGGGUAUGAGUUUGUGAGGAUCGAAACACUUGUUGUAAUUCAUUAUCUGAUCACUCAAUUCACAUGGAAGUUAUCAUGCUCAGACACUUCUUUCAUUAGAGAUCUGAUGCCUGUCCCAACGAAAGGACUGCCUAUCCAGAUUGUGCCAAAGAAGCUAUUUUAAUAAUCUAGUCUAGAUAUUAUGUACUUUUUAGUAUGUCAGAGUGGAUCUUUAAGGACUUCAGCAGUGUUGCUGCUUAUCGUUACAUCAGAAUCCAGACUUAUUUAUUUGAUCCAGCUUGAUUGUAAAAUAUCAGAGUUGUUUAGAACACUACACUGCAAAU
Pistacia vera is the source of this 1585-nucleotide messenger RNA. RefSeq names its product cytochrome P450 716B1-like. Gene Ontology annotation, molecular function: monooxygenase activity; oxidoreductase activity, acting on paired donors, with incorporation or reduction of molecular oxygen; iron ion binding. The transcript has 4 exons. Gene Ontology annotation, biological process: sterol metabolic process. Lineage: Eukaryota; Viridiplantae; Streptophyta; Magnoliopsida; Sapindales; Anacardiaceae. The coding region runs from base 1 to 1425 and encodes 474 amino acids. The record is from RefSeq and is a predicted model, not a curated record.